AUGAAAUGUGAGCUAGCUAUCAACGAGCUCCCUUCGAAACUGCGAAACAUGAUCUUCGAGUACGCCAUGUAUCAUGAAACCAUCAACCUACACCAGAAAUACCACAAGCAGACAGGCAUCGCCGCAUCUGAGCCACGCCAUAGUGAACCUCUGCUCUUUGUCUGCCGCCAGAUCACGUCGGAGGUGGCCUUACUACCAUACAAACUCAACGUUUUCUCCAUCAAUUUCCAUCGCUAUGCCGAUCUCGGCGACUUUCUGAACCAGCGAACGCCAGAUCAACUUGAUCUCAUGGUCAAAGUGAUGUGCAAGCUCAGUAAUCACGGCCAUCAAGUGCACGUAGCAUCUGCUGCCAAAUGGAUGGCGUAUCUCAAGGAAAUGCUGGAGAAGGAGACUUGA
Alternaria ventricosa is the source of this 396-nucleotide messenger RNA. RefSeq lists its product as uncharacterized. The record is from RefSeq and is a predicted model, not a curated record. Bases 1 to 396 code for a protein of 131 amino acids. NCBI's taxonomy places the organism in Eukaryota, Fungi, Ascomycota, Dothideomycetes, Pleosporales, Pleosporaceae. The transcript has 2 exons.